UCUGUGAGUUGACUGAGAGACCAACAGCUACAACAUGUCUGGACGUGGAAAGGGAGCCGGUAAGACCAGAGCGAAGGCCAAGACCAGGUCCUCCAGGGCCGGCCUCCAGUUCCCCGUGGGCCGUGUCCACAGGCACUUGAGGAAGGGCAACUACGCCCGGCGUGUCGGCGCCGGAGCUCCGGUGUACCUGGCGGCGGUGCUGGAGUAUCUGACCGCUGAGAUCCUGGAGCUGGCCGGGAACGCGGCCCGCGACAACAAGAAGACCCGCAUUAUCCCCCGUCACCUGCAGCUGGCGGUCCGCAACGACGAGGAGCUCAACAAGCUGCUCGGCGGAGUGACCAUCGCUCAGGGCGGCGUGCUGCCCAACAUCCAGGCGGUGCUGCUGCCCAAGAAGACCGAGAAGGCCGCCAAGAAGUAGACACAACAACACCACCACAACAACAACGGCUCUUUUAAGAGCCACCACUCCGCUAGAGAGAUAUCCUUUAUCAUUUAAUGACUAGAUUUUAUUUUACUUACAAUUAUCUAUCCAUUUAUCAAUUAUAAUCCUCAUUAACCAGUUUAAACAAUUCAUUGUGCAAACCUUAACUAUCUGGGUAUACUUGUUUAAAUAAUAGUGAAAUGAAAAGCCAACAUCCAAUUAAUCACAGUAAUCAAAGGACUAAAACAUGAUGGAUUUAUAACUCAAAUUCUUCAGACUCAAUUUGAACAAAUAAUUCUAAAAUUGAAAUCCUUUACGUUUUUAUGGUUUAUUUUCCUGUACGUCCUCCUCACUUUAUAACAAAGAUCAAACAACUUUAAAUUCCUCAAUAAAACAAACUAUUAAAAUAGUGUUAUCCUUCACUAUAAAUUAUUGUAGCGUAAUAUAAUUUCCCCCACUGGGACAAAUGAAGGAAUAUCAAAUACACACACACUUUACUCCACUGGAGGCAGACAGUCACCUCAUGGAGACUGAAGACUUUCCUCCUGAUGGUCUGAUAGUGAGACCUGAACCAGGUUCACCUGGUCCAGACCUGGAGAUGCUGCUAGAGGCUGAGAGGCUGAGGGGGACGCUAGGAUACACUGAGCUCCUCUCCUCUCUCCUUAAGGACGCUGAGGAUACACUGAGCUCCUCUCCUCUCUCCUUAAGGACGCUGAGGAUACACUGAGCUCCUCUCCUCUCUCCUUAAGGAAGCUUAGGAUACACUGAGCUCCUCUCCUCUCUCCUUAAGGACGCUUAGGAUACACUGAGCUCCUCUCUCCUUAUGGAUGUUUAGGAUACACUGAGCUCCUCUCUCCUCUCCUCUCUCCUUAUGGAUGAAUGUGUAUCUCUCCAUCACACAUUAUUAACUCUGCUUCCUCUCCUGAGUCCUUGUGACUUCACAUCUCAUAGGGUCCAUUGGACCUGCUGGUCUGAUGCUGGUUCUGCAUCUAGCCUCUGGUCUAGACCGAGCAUCCUUCCCAAUGGCCCUGCUGAUCCUCUGUUGUUUAGCUGAAGGUUUCUUACCUUUUUCCCCCCUGAAAGUUUUUUUAAAAAAAAUAGUUGUUCCUGAUCUGAUGUGAGGUCAAAGGUCAGGGAUGUCAAUGUGUGCAAACUGUAGAGCCCUCUGAGGGGAGUUUGUGAUUUUGGGCUAUAUACAAUAAACUGUAUUGAAUGAA
Molecule: messenger RNA, 1638 nt
Organism: Pseudoliparis swirei
Lineage: Eukaryota; Metazoa; Chordata; Actinopteri; Perciformes; Liparidae
Product: late histone H2A.L3
Exons: 1
Coding region: 35-418 (127 amino acids)
Cellular component (GO): nucleosome
Molecular function (GO): protein heterodimerization activity; structural constituent of chromatin; DNA binding
Source: RefSeq, a predicted model, not a curated record